GCAUUGCCGGCCGGCGAUUGUUGCAGGAAGCCGCCCUGACUCGCCGUGUGGGGCGGAAGCCGUGACUUUGGUGCUGAUCGCAUCCCUGGUGGCGCAUCUGUACUUCUGGCCAUACCAGGCAGAUGACUGGAACCGUGCAGAGAUCGGGCUUUUGAUCGUGAGCCUGACCAUCACUGGUAUGACUACCUGUCUCAUCGCCAACGACCUGCACUGGGCGAAGUCCGCCUUCACGCAGCGGCUCCUGGUCUUCUUGAUCUGUGCGAUUGCCGGAGACGGAAUCUGCAUCCGGAUGAUGGUCGCCUUCUCCAUGGCCUACUUGGCGGAGCGGCGCCAGAGGGCUGAGGCUAAGAAGGCGGAGGAAGCAUCAGCCACCAG
Symbiodinium sp. CCMP2456 is the source of this 375-nucleotide messenger RNA. The record is from the annotation of a GenBank genome assembly. NCBI's taxonomy places the organism in Eukaryota, Dinophyceae, Suessiales, Symbiodiniaceae.